Messenger RNA from Arachis stenosperma, 623 nucleotides. Its product is annotated as auxin-induced protein 15A-like. The coding region runs from base 190 to 456 and encodes 88 amino acids. The transcript has a single exon. Gene Ontology annotation, biological process: response to auxin. NCBI's taxonomy places the organism in Eukaryota, Viridiplantae, Streptophyta, Magnoliopsida, Fabales, Fabaceae. The record is from RefSeq and is a predicted model, not a curated record.
CGCUUUCUCCACCAAUCAUUCAAGUGGCAUUAUGUUUAUAGCAUCUCCUUUUAUCUAUAUAUAUGUUCAUGGUUGCAAACAUUUAGCAGCAGCACAAGUCAUUCACAUCCUAAAUCACAAGAAACUCAAAUACUUGCAUCUUAUUUACAAGUCAUUUGUAAAACUAGUCUUUCUUCAACACAUACAAAAAUGGGUUUUCGGUUAUCUGGUAUCGUAAGAAAGGCAUCAGUUACUUCAUCUUCAAAAGCUAUGGAAGUGCCAAAGGGUUAUCUUGCAGUUUAUGUUGGAGAGAAAAUGAAGCGGUUUGUGAUCCCUUUAUCAUACUUGAACCAGCCUUCAUUUCAAGACUUGCUAAGUCAAGCUGAGGAAGAAUUUGGGUAUGAUCAUCCAAUGGGUGGCCUCACAAUUCCUUGUGAAGAAAAUAUGUUUUUAGAUAUCACUUCUUGCUUGAGUUGAUGCAAGCACCAUCAAGACUAGGCUGACUUAGAAAUAGAUUACUUAACACAAUUCUUGAAACAAUUCUUACCCUGAGAAAGAUUUUCCCCAAUUUUUGUUAUCCUACUAUUCAUCUCAAUGAGAAAUUUAUGCACAUAAACAUUUGUCUCCCAUUUUCUCAAUGUAUU